Molecule: messenger RNA, 5935 nt
Organism: Limulus polyphemus (Atlantic horseshoe crab)
Lineage: Eukaryota; Metazoa; Arthropoda; Merostomata; Xiphosura; Limulidae
Product: calponin homology domain-containing protein DDB_G0272472-like
Exons: 11
Coding region: 541-4245 (1234 amino acids)
Cellular component (GO): nucleus; cytoplasm
Molecular function (GO): microtubule binding
Source: RefSeq, a predicted model, not a curated record
CUCAGGGAACAAGUCUGUCCGAGGGCGAACGUGUGUAUGUGUUUGUGAGUGAAAAGCCGGCGAAGGCCAGUAUCUUAGCUCUGUUUAACGAAGUUUCUAUGUGAUGCUAAAUUUCAUUUUAUCUUCUUGUCGCUGGUUCGUCAUUUUAGGUUGUGAAGAGCAGCACAAACAGAAGUAAAGUAGAUUCGGUAUCAUUGUUAUUGUGGCAUCUUCAUAUCCGUACCUCGGUCUGUGUGAACGUCUGCCGUAAAAGGUUUCUAUCGUUACUAAGACUUCGUUUGACUUUUGUAUUAAUGUCAGCGACUGGUGGUGACACAGUAAAACAAGAAGUGUUGUGAAGCCUUAAAAUACUGAGAAAGUAUCGCCUCGUGUGUAAUAUUCCGAUUUGUCAAAGAAAGGGUGAACAGGUGAUCUAGAUUCGACAGCCUUCUCUUAUCUACUACUUAGUUGUUUUGUAUCACAAAAACGGACGUUUCGGAUGAAACUAAUUCUUGUUAAUAAGAAAAUGUGCAGAUAACCACCUCAAAUCCUGUAAUCGACAUGAAAGUUAAAUGGAACAGACGUUUAGACGGUUUUCCGCGCCGUGAUCAGCGUCCUCUGUCGACUGAGCUCGAAUAUGAACACGUUGAUGAAUCAGAUGUAUCAGUGUCGUUGCAAGACUCCGAAGAAUUUUUUGACGAGCAUAAAAAUAAGAAACCGAAACGUGGAAGAUUUCUAAACAUUUUCAAGUUGAUAACAAAGAAACAAAAGUCUCCAGAGUUUGAAACAAAAAUAAGGAAUGAAAAAUCUUUACAGUCUCAAACUGAUUAUUCUCGAUGCCAGUAUCAUACAAGCUUAUUACCGACCAAUGUCGAGUCUUCGGGCUCGAGCACUAGUGUGGCUAUUGAAGAUGUUCUUCUGGAAGUCAUGGCUGCGCCAAAGGAUCCUACACAAUCGGAGGAAGCAGUGACAGCAAAUUCUUCUCGAGGUAAAAGUGGAAAUAUACAAACCUCGGCUACUCUUUCUUCGUGGUUAGAUCCCAACAUUGCUUGCCAAGAAAAAAAUGUUGACGAAAAAGAUUUCAACUGGGAAACAACGUCAGUUUCUUCGACGGAUUCCAAUUCUGAGGGAAAAACUUCAUCAGAGAAGGAUGACCGUGUGAAUGAUAAGCCAACCUUUGAUGAGAGGACUAACAUAAAAAAUCAUUAUUCUGAAAUUGUCACAUGUCAACCGAAGCAGAGAAGAUCUGAAGAAGAGCACUUGAUUAAAAUUAGAAGCCUAGAAAUGGUCAAACAUAUCUCGGAUAUUUCCAAGAAUGAAAAAUCAGUAAAAUUAACUACCCGCGAUUUGCAAGAGUCCUCCACAUGUGCAUCAGCGUCUCAUUCCAAAACUCUCUUAAAUCUUCCACUGUCCGAAGAGGCAGAGAGCAAAGAAAUCAAUAAGAAAAUGAAUACUGAAAACUACAAGUUUACUUCUUCAAAAAGCACAAUCAAACAGACAAAGACAGAUGAAGAUUUGUCGACGAAGAAAAAUGUUGAUGCUCUAAAGGCACCAGAAAAAGCGAUAAUAAUAAACAAGAACCAGCAUAAAACACAACAGCAUGUAAGGUUUGUGGAUCAGUUACCCGAAGGAGCAGAUACUUGGUCCUGUAAGAGUUCCAGUUCAGUUAUUACAACCGAAAUAUCUCCUCUUAUUGACGAUGAAAAAGAUAGUAUAGGUUAUCGGGACGAACAAGAAACUGAAACAAAGGAUGUGAAACAGAAGCGCCAUAUGUUUAGAGAUGGACAGGCAAAGAAGUCGGCUAGAGAGUCAAAGAGAAAAGACAUAUUUCCGCCUAAGUUUACAGCGAAUCUUCACGAAACAAAAGCAAGGGGAAACACUUACUUAGAAGAUGAGAAACCAAAAGAUGACUUCCUAACAGAUCUGGACUUUUCUAAAACGGAAUCUGUCAAAAUAACACGAACUGGCUGGUCCAGCCAAGAUAUGAUUGUACUGGGAACAAAUGAUCCACCACAACGGAUGGGAAACCAUCCAUCAACGUUUCGGAACCAAAAAGAAAGAAGCGUUGAUUUGGUUCGGCCUGAUUCGCAAAAGACUGCACAGAAUGAACACGAAAAGCCAGAUAUCGUGACUUCAUGUGGUCCACAAAUGAUUAAGAAGAAAAUGAUCGUCUCUUCUCCCGUCCCAUCAGAUUCUCCUACUCCGUCCACGUCCUCACCCUUCCAUAAGACAGGUGACAUUAAGCGAGGCACAUGCAUUGCCUGCCACCUACCACAGACGACUUCAGGACAAAAGGAAGAUACCCCUGCACCAAAUGGUACCAAAACUUGCAACUUUGAAACCAGAGACUCCCAAUUAGAGAAUGUAAAACUACCAGCAAAAUACUCCGAUGUCAGCAGUCUUACCCUUUCCCAACUAGAGAUACUGGUACUACAGUGGAUACACGAGAAUGGAAAUCCUCUUUAUUUUUCUGAAAAAAAAGAACGACGUCCAGGCCUUCCAGCAGAGCAAAGGAAGAGUCGAAGGGAGUAUGUUCAAGAGAUUCAACGGCUUGGAGCUCUGUGUGAGACACGCACCAAAGAAUUGAAAUUACUGAAGAUACAACUAAAACAUGCCUUUUUGGGAUUUGACUCUUUCAGCAUUGUUGUGAAGUACUUGACAGAGGAGUUGGAUGCGUUGUCCCAUCCCCGCAUAUUAUCGGAAUUAAAGAAAACUCGAGACGAUCUUCAAAAGACAGAAGCUCAACUUAGACGUUACGAAACGCACUUAGAGCAAUUAAAGCGAAAUCAUGAGGACGAAAUACAAGAACUAACCUCUAAGUUGGCAGCAACGCACAGAGAAGAGAUCGAAACAUUAAUCGUUAAUCAUCAAGAAGAACUUAGAAAAUUACAAGAUGAACACGACAAAGAGGUUGAAGACUUGAAAACUAUUCAUGCUCAAUCUGCUAAAGAUGCCCAGAGCAGGAACAGUCUAUCAGUUGCAGCUUUAAAAGAACAACACAAUCGUCUAAUUGAAGAUCUGGAGAAGGACUUUGCCAACCAAAUGCAACAGGCUGUAGAGAGUCACGAGAAAGCUCUAGACUCCUUAAAGCAGCAGCUUCAAGACCUACAGAAGCAGUGUGAAGAUCUCCAGCUAGAGAAGAAGCAGAUGGAAAGCAGUCUCCAGGAAGACACCAACACUAAACUACAGUGGGUUCUUGCUCAAAAAAGUAAUCUUCAGAAAGAAGUAGAAAGUCUACAAACUGUGCUCGAGUUGAAGGUUGCAGACAUACACCAUCUUCGUACAGAAAACCUGGAAAUGCAGAAAGAGUUGGAGAAGUUACCAUCUGCUAGGCAGGAGAUUCAGAAGCUAAAAGCAAGAAAUGAAGACUUGCAAGCUAUGGUAGAUGAGAAGGUUCGAAUUGAGAGACAGCUAGCAAGUGAAAGUCUACACCUAAAGGAAGAGUUUGAGAAAGAGUUCAAGUCGAAGUCACGGUUGUCUAUGGAGAAAGAAGAACUUCAGUGGAGACUGAAGCAAACAAUGGAAGCAAGUGCUUUGUUGUCAACAAUGUCUGAUUCGUCCUCGGAAAUCCUGGAUAAACUUUUACAUGACGAGUCAUUGUUGAAGUCUCCAGUUCGUAUGUCUGUGUUCCUGAACGAACUCGAUACUAGUCUAACACAGGGAGGAAGAAGUCCUGGCAAUCACAGACAGGUCACUGCUGGGGGAAGACCUCCAAAUACGAUGUCAAAUCCCGAAAACUGUAGAUAUUCUGGUAGGCCAUCCUCCAGGUCCUCACCUCCUACACCUAUUGCGAAAAAGCUUCGAUGUUCUAACCAAUCUGACUCUGUUGGUGGUACUCCGAAACGGUCCCGUUCAAACAAGUCACCGAUACGAGAAACGAACAGAAGUGACCAUUCUAGUGCCAUUGAAGUCUGUGAUGCGCAGAAUCCAACAAACGGACACGCGGAGAAUGAUGAUUUAACACCAAAACAACAGAGGAUGAGUUAUUACACGUCAUCAGUAAAUGUCUCUCAGAAAAAUCUUAGUUUAAACGCGCCUCACCCUGAAAAUAAUGAAGAUGAAGAGUCAUAUUCAAUGACAAGUGACCAUCAUCAUUGUACAAAAUCGGAUGUCUUUUGCCCAGAGAGGCGUAUGGUAUUUUCUAACUCUCCCGAAUCUUCACUGAGCGUUUGUCAGGGUAAAGGUCCUAGUCUUCUCGAGUUCACAGACAACGAAGCUCACGGCAGUAGAGAAAAAGAACAGCAUAAAUCAAAGUCAGAAACUUAAAAAGAGUUCAGCAGUUUGGCCAGAUUUGAGGGCACAGAAGUAGGCGAACCUUAUAUUUGUUAACUAUCACAAAUUCCAUGAAAUAUAAAGCUUGUAGAAGAGACUUAUUAUAUCUAGGAAUAGUAAUAUUUGUGUCUGUUUAAGUAAUCAAUAAAUCUAUUUCAGUAACAUGGUAAAUACGAUUUGGAAAACGAAAUCGGUUUACCGUAGAAGUAGUAAUAAAAUGUAUAGCUAAAAGAUUGAUCAUUACUUGUUGAAAAAAAUUUUUUUUUCUCUCUCUCCUAAGAGCUGAAGAGCUAUACUUAUUAUAAUGGCAUUAUUAGAAAAUUAUUUAUUUUUACAAAUCCUUUACCGAAAACUACUAGUUAAUCUCGUAAACACCUAUCAAUACGUCGAACAAAAAUGAAAUCAUGAACAAAUAACUGUUGCCAGCCAGUAGUCAGAUGUUAAGCCUUCUUUUUGUAAUGGUGUACAGUAUUUCUGACUGGAAAGUGUAAGUUGUAAUAUAUAUAUAUUAUGUACAUCUGUUUGUUAUGAUAUUUGCUAAGCGUUUCAACUUUUUAUUUGGUGAUUUACUUUUAUUUGUAGUGUAGUUUGAAGAUUUUGCAAGAGUUACGUAAUAACUUUGCAAUGAUAUUGCUUUGUUGUUCAAAACAUUCCAAAACUAUUCUCAUUUUCAUAUAGAUUAUAUGUUAUAAACGUCAUUAGUUAACUAAUGUAUAUAUAUAUAUUGUUCUUUUAUGUACGUGUGCUACUGUAGCUCUGAAAAUCUUGCAUUAAUCUAUAAUAUUGGAUAUUCGAAUAAAUAUUUCACCGUUGAUCUACCCAACAUUAUAUCAAAGCGACAUCUCGUGGGUCUGAUUUUUUCCUUACAAACCAAAACUUCUGCUUGGAAGCAACCUGUCAGAAUCACCACUUGGUGGGGUUUCCCGCAACGUUUCCAGAUGAUAUAAAACGAUAAUAGUUUUUCAGAUGUCAGAUGUCUCUCUUUUUAAAAAAUUUCAACCCUCUAGUUAUAUUCUAAUAAACGCUUUUUUGUAGCAUUAAAUACAACAAAAAAUGGCGAAUUUUUAUUUGUUUUUGAUAUCACUCAAAACUAAGUUUCAUCUCUGCUACAAUCAUUUCAAAAAUUGAGGGCUAGCACUGACAAGCAGAGUCGUUUAGACCGUAUGACGUCACAGACGAUGAGUCUUAUUCCUGUCAUCUCACGUAGGGCCGCGUCAGCCUAACUAAUUGAAUAAUUUCCAUUUUCCUGGUGACUGUCUUUAAGAUUAUUUUCAGUUACACGUCAGAUUCUAACUGGGACGAUAGACAAGGCCAGCAUCUUCCAUCAGAAAAGUAAGCUAGUCGAGGAAUGUAAUAAAGAAUAGGUUUAAAUUAUAGAAAACUGGUCGCCUCUUUCCCCAUCCGUAAUAUUACGUAAGAAAGAUAAUGUUUCCCUUGAGAGUGUGAAAAAUAUUAAAUAUAAUUAUAUGUAAUGUUUAGACGAGAUGUUGUUUUAAAAAUACGAGUAGGUGUCAUAGAAGAAGAUGGAAACCGAUUUCCACAAUGCAAUUUUGUGUUUCAUGUUUUUAUUGUUGUGUGUAUGAAUUUUGAAUCCAAAUGGAAGAUUAAGCAGAGUAUACGUGAUAAAAUAAAUUUAUUUAGUUGAAAGAUUUUUUUUUUAGCUAACUGUUGUUUAAGCCACUCA